UUUUUUGUUAUUCUAAUAAGCUGUCUAUUACCUACCUACCUUCAAUCCCACAAUAAUCUGUUUAUUUAUUAUUCCAGUGAUCUCCAGCUAUGGGUAAGGUAGCUACAGCUGAGGUGCUGCGGUUCAUGACCGACUGUCUGAAGUCAGCCGGUGCGGCGGCGAAGGCGGCUGAGCAGCAAGCUGAGCUCCUCAUACAGGCCGACCGCAUGGGGCACCCGAGCCACGGCCUUAAUAGACUAGAAUUGUACAUUAAAGACAUUUUAUCGGGAGCGUGCAAGCCAAAUAAUGAGCCAAAGAUACUGAAGGAAAACGCAUCCACAGCGUGGGUGGACGCCAACAAUGUUCUGGGGGCGACAGCCAGCCACUUCGCUAUGGACAUCGCUAUAAAAAAAGCAAAAGACACCGGCGUUGGAUGGGUCACUGUUAAAGGUUCGAACCACAACGGCAUGAUAGGCUUUUGGGCCCAAAAAGCAGCUGACAAGGGACUAAUAGGGAUGGCAUUCACUAACACCUCACCUCUCCUAGCACCUACUAGAAGUAAACAGUCGGUUUUAGGCACAAACCCGCUGGCAGUGGUGGCACCGGCGUCUCAAGGCGAAUCCUUCUACUUAGAAAUGGCGACUACUGCAGUGGCACUUGGCAAAAUAGAAAUGCAGCUUCGAAAGGGUGAGCCCUUACCCCACGGAUGGGCACAAGGACCUGACGGUAGAGAGACCACCGACGCUGAUCUGGCAUUCAAAACCAGAUGCUUGAUGCCGCUAGGCGGAGGAGAGAAAACUUCAGGUUACAAAGGGUUUGGGCUGUCUGCUAUGGUCGAGUUGUUCUGUGGCAUUUCAUCUGGUGCUAACUACGGUCACCAUGUACGCUCGUGGUCGCAUAAAGGCGCGGGCGGGCCGGCCAACAUAGGCCACUGCUUCGUGGCCGUCGACCCGGGGUGCUUCGCGCCCGGCUUCGGGGACCGCCUCGCCGAGACCAUCCAGCACUGGAGGCAGCUGGAACCGGAAACAAUUGAGGUGACCAAACUGGGCCACUGCUUCGUGGCCGUUGACUCGGGAUGCUUCGCGCCCGGCUUUGGGGAUCGCCUUGCUGAGACCAUAGAGCAUUGGAGACAGUUGAAACCGACCGACCCAGAAUUGCCAGUAUUGGCGCCCGGUGACAAUGAAAAGAAAGCUGCCAAAGAAACCUUGGAACGCGGGACGGUAUCCUAUGUGAAGCAACAGAUCGAUUCCAGCGCCGCCCUGGCGGAGAGACUCAAAGUUAAACCCAUGGAUGUCAUAGCCAACUAAAACUUGAACUGGGAAAGCCGAGUGAUUGAUUCUCAUCAUACUAACUUGUUGAUUUAUGAUUGAAAAUUUCCAGAGCAUAUCAUUGUUUUAAUAUUUUUAGGUAGGUACUUAUUAAAUUAAAAGUGGC
Chilo suppressalis (striped riceborer) is the source of this 1413-nucleotide messenger RNA. Lineage: Eukaryota; Metazoa; Arthropoda; Insecta; Lepidoptera; Crambidae. The record is from the annotation of a GenBank genome assembly.